AUGCGGAGGGCUCCGCCGGUGCUGCUGCUGCUGCUGGGGCUGCUGCUGGCGGCGGGACAGGGCGCCGUGAUCACGGGGGCCUGCGACCGAGACCAGCAGUGCGGAGGAGGGAUGUGUUGCGCCGUCAGCCUCUGGAUCCGCAGCCUGCGAAUGUGCACGCCGAUGGGAAAUUUGGGAGAGGAAUGUCAUCCCUUGAGUCACCGAGUCCCCUUCCCUGGGCGGCGGAUGCACCACACCUGCCCCUGCCUCCCUGGCCUGACCUGCCUACGGACUUCUCCCACCAAGUUCAAAUGUUUACCAGACUUCAGAAAAGAAGAUGUCUUUUUUUAG
This is a messenger RNA of Apus apus (common swift), 330 nucleotides long. RefSeq names its product prokineticin 2 (gene PROK2). Lineage: Eukaryota; Metazoa; Chordata; Aves; Apodiformes; Apodidae. Bases 1 to 330 code for a protein of 109 amino acids. The transcript has 3 exons. The record is from RefSeq and is a predicted model, not a curated record.